AUGAAUCUAAAUAAAAAUAUUAUUGAUAAAAGAUUUUAAAAAACAUAAGAAAUCACAAGAAAGAAAAAAAAUUUCGAAUGUGGAGGGACUACUUUUUAAAUUGAUGAUACAUAUGAGUACAUAAAAUAAAUAGGGCAUGGUGCGUAUGGAGUAGUGUGCUCCGGAUUUGAUACAAAGGCUUAAAAAAAAAUUGCAAUAAAAAAAAUUACAAAUGCGUUUGAAGAUUUAGUUGAUGCGAAAAGAAUUUUAAGAGAGAUCAAAUUACUUAAAUUUUUUAACCAUGAAAAUGUAAUUUCUUUACAUGAUAUUAUUGUUCCUGAUUAAAAAACUGGUUAUGAAGACAUUUAUAUUAUAACUGAAUUAAUGGAAACUGAUCUACAUAGAGUAAUAUAUUCACGUUAAGAUUUAACUGAUGAGCAUAUAUAAUAUUUUUUAUAUUAAAUACUAAGAGGAAUGCUUUAUAUUCACUCUGCUAAUGUAAUGCAUAGAGAUUUAAAACCUUCCAAUAUUUUAGUAAAUAAAAAUUGUGAUUUAAAGGUUUGUGAUUUAGGCUUAGCUAGAGGUUUUGAAAACGAAGAUGACACGAAAACCGAAUAUGUUGUAACUAGAUGGUAUAGAGCUCCUGAAGUAAUUUUAAAAGCUUCUGAAUAUACUAAAGCUAUUGAUGUAUGGUCCAUAGGUUGCAUAUUUGCUGAGUUAUUAGGAAGAACUCCUUUAUUCCCAGGUAAAGAUUACUUAGAAUAAAUACAGAGAAUUAUAGCUAUAUUGGGAACUCCUACAAACGAAGAAAUAAGCUAUAUUACAAACGAAGGAGCAAUAAAAUAUAUAAAAAGUUUACCUAAAAGAAGUAAAUAAAAUUGGUAAGCUUUAUAUCCGAAUUCAAAUGUUUAAGGACUUGAAUUACUAUCGAAAAUGUUGACUUUUAAUCCUAACGAUAGAUAUACUAUAGAAGAAUGUUUAAGUCAUUAAUAUUUUGACGGAUUACAUAAUUCUGAAGAUGAGCCGAUUUCAGAUUAAAUAUUUGAUUGGAGUUGGGACAAUUUUGAAUUAACAAAAGAUAAAUUACAAAUAAUGGUUUAUGAUGAAGCUAUUAGUUAUUAAUAAUAGAAAAAAUAACUAUAUUGA
Ichthyophthirius multifiliis is the source of this 1125-nucleotide messenger RNA. RefSeq names its product protein kinase domain protein. Gene Ontology annotation, molecular function: ATP binding; MAP kinase activity. Gene Ontology annotation, biological process: protein phosphorylation; intracellular signal transduction. Lineage: Eukaryota; Ciliophora; Oligohymenophorea; Hymenostomatida. Gene Ontology annotation, cellular component: cytoplasm; nucleus. The record is from RefSeq and is a predicted model, not a curated record. The transcript is spliced from 5 exons.